CCAGCCCUGCUGAGAUGCGACUGCUCUGCCUGUGUGUGCUGGUGGCCGGCGCUGUGUUCGCCGAUGAGGAUGAUAAGAGGGAGAGUGUUGGGACGGUGGUGGGAAUAGACCUCGGGACCACAUACUCAUGUGUUGGCGUGUUCAAGAACGGGCGUGUCGAGAUCAUCGCGAACGACCAGGGAAACCGCAUCACUCCCUCAUACGUGGCCUUCACCACCGAAGGAGAGCGUCUCAUCGGGGACGCGGCGAAGAACCAGCUGACCUCUAACCCCGAGAACACGGUCUUCGAUGCCAAGCGUCUGAUUGGCCGAACAUGGGGCGACUCCGCCGUGCAGCAGGACAUCAAAUACUUUCCCUUUAAGGUGAUCGAGAAGAAGAACAAGCCUCACAUCCAGCUGGACAUCGGCUCCGGCCAGAUGAAGACGUUUGCGCCGGAGGAGAUCUCCGCCAUGGUUCUGACGAAGAUGAAGGAGACCGCUGAGGCGUACCUGGGAAAGAAGGUCACGCACGCUGUGGUCACGGUUCCCGCUUACUUCAACGACGCUCAGCGCCAGGCCACUAAAGACGCCGGAACCAUCGCCGGCCUGAACGUCAUGAGGAUCAUCAACGAGCCAACGGCGGCUGCGAUCGCGUACGGCCUCGAUAAGAAAGACGGAGAGAAGAACAUCCUGGUGUUCGACCUGGGCGGCGGCACCUUCGACGUGUCCCUGCUGACCAUCGACAACGGCGUGUUCGAGGUGGUGGCCACCAACGGGGACACUCACCUGGGCGGAGAGGACUUCGACCAGCGCGUCAUGGAGCACUUCAUCAAACUCUACAAGAAGAAGACGGGCAAGGACGUGCGCAAGGACAACCGGGCCGUGCAGAAGCUGCGGCGCGAGGUGGAGAAGGCCAAGCGAGCGCUGUCCGCCCAGCACCAGGCCCGCAUCGAGAUCGAGUCCUUCUUCGAGGGAGAGGACUUCUCCGAAACACUGACCCGGGCCAAGUUCGAGGAGCUCAACAUGGACUUGUUCCGCUCCACCAUGAAGCCGGUGCAGAAGGUUCUGGAGGAUUCGGACCUGAAGAAGACCGACAUCGAUGAGAUCGUGCUGGUCGGAGGAUCCACUCGAAUCCCGAAGAUCCAGCAACUGGUGAAGGAGCUGUUCAACGGCAAAGAGCCGUCCCGAGGAAUCAACCCGGACGAGGCGGUGGCGUACGGCGCCGCGGUGCAGGCCGGGGUUCUGUCCGGAGAAGAGGACACCGGUGACCUGGUGCUCCUGGACGUGUGCCCUUUGACCCUGGGCAUUGAGACCGUUGGAGGAGUGAUGACCAAACUCAUUCCUAGGAACACCGUCGUUCCCACCAAGAAAUCCCAGAUCUUCUCCACGGCUUCCGACAACCAGCCGACCGUGACCAUCAAAGUUUACGAAGGUGAGCGUCCCCUGACCAAAGAUAACCACCUUCUGGGGACCUUUGACCUCACCGGGAUCCCCCCGGCCCCUCGCGGCGUCCCUCAGAUCGAGGUCACGUUCGAGAUCGACGUCAACGGCAUCCUGCGCGUCACAGCCGAGGACAAAGGCACCGGGAACAAGAACAAGAUCACCAUCACCAACGACCAGAACCGGCUGACGCCCGAGGACAUCGAGCGCAUGGUGAACGAAGCCGAGCGAUUCGCCGACGAGGACAAGAAGCUGAAGGAGCGGAUCGACUCGCGCAACGAGCUGGAGAGCUACGCCUACUCCCUGAAGAACCAGAUCGGGGAUAAGGAGAAGCUCGGCGGGAAGCUGUCCACCGAAGACAAGGAGGCGAUCGAGAAGGCGGUGGAGGAGAAGAUCGAGUGGCUGGAGUCGCACCAGGAAGCCGACAUCGAGGACUUCCAGGCCAAGAAGAAGGAGCUGGAGGAGAUCGUUCAGCCUAUCGUUAGCAAGCUGUACGGUAGCGCUGGCGGGCCGCCGCCGGAGGAGGGCGAGGAGCAGGGAGACAAGGACGAGCUGUAGAUGCGCAUGGAGAUGAUGUACAUAUUGAACUUUUUUGUACGAAGCCGGCGGCCGUGAAGCCACGAAUCUCUUCGGGGAAAGACUUGUGUUAAAGAGUUGUUGUUGUUUUCUCUUCACUCCGGUGGAGAUUUAGCCUGGUUUUGAGGCUCGAUGCUGCUAUUCUCAGGCAGUUCUGGGAGGGGGGAGGAGGGGGUUCUGGGUAAAGUUUCAUCUGACAUGCUAAAAGUUAUUUAUUGAAAUCUGGCAAACUGUAGAAGAUAUUUCUACCACGAUUAAACAAUAAAAGUUUGAUACAAAA
Rhinichthys klamathensis goyatoka is the source of this 2274-nucleotide messenger RNA. RefSeq names its product heat shock protein 5 (gene hspa5). Bases 15 to 1976 code for a protein of 653 amino acids. Lineage: Eukaryota; Metazoa; Chordata; Actinopteri; Cypriniformes; Leuciscidae. Gene Ontology annotation, biological process: cellular response to unfolded protein; endoplasmic reticulum unfolded protein response; protein refolding. The record is from RefSeq and is a predicted model, not a curated record. The transcript has 8 exons. Gene Ontology annotation, cellular component: cytoplasm; endoplasmic reticulum chaperone complex; membrane. Gene Ontology annotation, molecular function: ATP-dependent protein folding chaperone; ATP binding; misfolded protein binding.